Vollenhovia emeryi is the source of this 507-nucleotide messenger RNA. RefSeq lists its product as uncharacterized. Bases 1 to 507 code for a protein of 168 amino acids. The transcript has a single exon. The record is from RefSeq and is a predicted model, not a curated record. NCBI's taxonomy places the organism in Eukaryota, Metazoa, Arthropoda, Insecta, Hymenoptera, Formicidae.
AUGAUCGUACCUUUGCUAGAGACCAAGCUACCAAGGAUAACGUUGGAGAAAUGGGAGGCGACGCUCGAAAGAGACGAGUUUCCAGAGAUCGACCAGAUGUACGAGUUCUUAUAUAAAACCGCGGUUUGCGUCUCGAGACGCGAGAGAGCGAAGGUAACCGACAUGGAGGGAAGCAGAGGAGAACCCUCGAGCAAAAAAAGACGAAGUCGUCCCUCGAAUCGAGCGCGUGUCGUAAGCGCGGCGCGUAAUUGCAUAGCAUGCAAGACGAAACGGCAUCCCUUGUAUUUAUGCGACAAAUUUAAACAAUUACCUAUACCUAAACGUAUCGAAACAGUGAGAAACGCGAAGGUUUGUUACAACUGCUUGCGCUUACAUAGAGACAGCCCCUGCACUUUUUCGAACUGUACAAUUUGCCAAAGGAAGCAUAACACUCUUCUGCAUUUAAACCAAUAUCCGGUGACGAAUCGAACUUCCACUUCUAAGGCCGUAGAUACACAGGCCGCAUGA